Molecule: messenger RNA, 915 nt
Organism: Cylicocyclus nassatus
Lineage: Eukaryota; Metazoa; Nematoda; Chromadorea; Rhabditida; Strongylidae
Source: the annotation of a GenBank genome assembly
AUGACCGAGAAGCAGCGAAUUAUUGAUGCUAUCAUAUGUGUCGUUUUAAUGCUGCUGGGCUUCUUUCUCGGACAAAAAGUGGGAAGCUGGAUUGGACACGAAAGGACGAGGCUUCCUGAAGACGAUCUAAUGACCGGAAAUCCAACAGAGCCUGAAUACCUCUACAACAAAAUCAAAGUGUUCUGCUGGGUUGCAACCCAUCCAGUAAAUCAUGAAACGAAAGCUCGAGCGGUCAUGGAAACAUGGGGUCCAUCGUGCCAUCGAAUCCUGUUUGUCUCCAAUGAAACGGAUGAGAACUUGCCAAUUUUGGUUGUAAAGGCGAACGAGACUCGAAAGGAGCUAUGGUUGAAAAGCAGCGAAGCAUUCAAAUGGAUAUAUAAUAAUGUUUUGGAUGAUUACGACUGGUUUCUCAAAGCUGACGACGACACGUACGUGCAUAUGGAUAACCUUCGAGCGUUAUUAGCGAGCUAUUCACCAUACGAUGCUUUUUCAAUUGGCCAUCAGUUCAAGAAUGGGAGUGAUUUUGCAACAUAUCACAGCGGUGGUGCUGGCUACGUUCUCAGCAGGGAAGCGGUGAGAAGGCUAGUAAGCAAAGGAUUUUCCAAGCUUAGCAGUUGUGACAAGCACAAAGCACAUGAGGAUAUGUUUAUCGGGCAUUGCCUGAGUGAGCUCAACGUCACCGUAGUUGAUGGUUGUGAUGAGAACGGUGCAUACAGAUUUCAUACACUUGGUGUAAACGAUUUUCUCUUGAAUAGAGCCCCAGACUGGAUGUUUAUAAAAUCUAGGACAAGUGUCAAAAAAUCUUUUGCGUGUUGUUCACCACAUUUCAUUUCGAUGCACUAUGUGAAACCAAAAUCGCAGUACCUAGUCGAUUUUCUCGCACAUCGUCUUAAGCCCUAUGGAGUCCAAUUUUGA